AUGAGUAAGUUUUAUGGAAGAUUUUUCACCUGAACUUACAUAAUCUAUUAAUUAAUUAAAUCGAUAUUCUUGUCAUAAUUUAUAUUAUAUUUAUAUAUAUAUACAUAUUAUGUGUGCUUAUUGCUUAGGCAGGUAAUCUUUUAGGUUUUUUGAGUUUGUUUAAUCUUGUAUUUCGUUGUUCAUAUAUAGAUUUUAAAAUAGUUUUUAAGUAAGUAAGGUAAAUCGUUUUUGUUUUUAUUGCCUAUAUAGGUAUAUAUUUCAUUUACAGUUUUUUGUUUUACCUUUUGUACUUACUGCGUAUCUAGUUUUUUCAUUGUUAUAUUAUUUCGGAAGCGUAACAAAGAAUGUAUAGAUUUUAUAAUAUUUUUUUUUUUUUUAUGUGAACAAUUUUUCUACCAGAAAUUUGCUCCCAUGUAUCAAGUAUAGCAUUUUUUCUGAUAGGAAAUUUUAUCUACUUGGUACUUUAGGGAAGUAAUUUUUUGAUUUUCCGAACGUAGGAAAACAGAAAAAUUGUACAGAUUGUACAAUUUAAAUUUUGUUUUUUUAUUAUAAUAUAGUUAAAAAUAUUUGUAGGGAUUUAAAAUUCGGACAGAAAACUUGUAUUUGCCUUUCCUAGACAUGGUAACAUUUUUAAAACAUUUGAAUUAGUUUUUAGUUAUUUAUAGACAUUUUUAUGUUACGUGUUUUUUAUGUAAUUUUUAUUCGAUAGAUACUCUGUAGAUAAGUUAUUAGAUUAAAUAGAAAUGCAUGGAAAUUUAACAGAAGGUUUAUAAUAAGUCGUACUGUAUUAAAAACAAAAAUUUUAAAUAUAGUAUAGAUAUUGUUUUAUUUCUAAGAAUUUUAAUAUCAAAUUUUGACAAAAAUGUAAAUAUUACGGCCUUUUAAAGCAUAAUUUAUAUCCAAAUCUCGCUUCGAAUCACAAUGGUUUAACGUUGCUUACAAAUACAAAUUAAAUUCAAUAUUUACUAGUUGCGAUAACCCAAUAAAAAGGUUACCUACUAAUUGCGGUCUUCAUACUAAUUGGUAUAUUUAAACACUUUCUUUCCCCAUUCAUAACAAGACUUAAGAUUGUGUACACUUUUAUUUAUUGAGUAGGUAUGGUCAAAAAUGUUCGUUUUUCUUAUAAAAUUAUUAACUUUUUUUUAUGUAUAUCUAAUAAUUAAAAUAGUAUUUAAAAAUGUCAUUUAAAGGUUUUUUUUAUAUAUAAACUUAUUAAAAUAUUUAAUGUAUAUGUAUUUAUUAAAAUUGUAUUAAUAUUCAAUACUGCAGAUAAAUAGAGGCGUUCCUACAUUUAUUAGUUGUGUAGAUAUAUUAUAUUUUAAAAUAUGCUUACCGUCACAAAAAUGAUAUUGAUAAUUGUUUUAUCGAAUAUCGAGUUUAAAAAAAAAAAAAUUAAAAUCACAUUUUGAAAAUUGUGUGCUUUAAAACUUAUAAUUUUAAGAAAUGUUAAAUUAUCUAAUGAUUCGGACAUUUUAAAGCAUGGUCCCAACUAGGAAAUACACUAUAAAUAGAGUGACCGCAGCUAUUAUAUAUGCUUAUCUCAAAAAUUGCCUUAUACCGUAACUUGUAUGUAGUCAUUGGGAAAGUGGGAUAUUAUAGGGGACUUUAAUUAAUUAAUUGUUAAAUCUACAGAAUUAUUCUAAUAAGGUACUUAAUCUUAUCUUCUAAUUAUCUUCUAUACGUAUACAGAUAAUAUAUAACCUUAAGAAAAUACAUCAAUGCAUAUUAUUUUGUCUCUAUAGUGUAUUUCGUUUGAUAACUAAAAUUGUAUAAGUUGAGAAUUAUCUAGCUAAUAUUUUAUAUUGUGUCUUGCGAGAGUAACUAUAGUACUUUCGGAAUAUUUUAAUGACAAAUUAACCGAAUACAAUUUAAAAAAUUAAGAUAAUGUUUGUAUAAACGAAUUUUCUUAAGGAUAUCUAAUUUUUAACCUUAACAAGUUGUACUACACUCAAAAUACACAUCAUUAAAUAAGAUUAAUUAAAGAUACGUCUAGGAUUUGUACGCUCACAUUUACAUAAUUACGUAUACUUUAUGCAUACACCCAACUUAAACAUUCUCUUUAUUUUACCUUAACUUUGCUCCGUUCCUCUAAAAAUUGCCUCCUAAAAUUAUUUAAAUUUAUCUGCCCUUGAUAUUUUUCCGUCCGGGGUUAUGACUCCUUUGCCCUCUCUAAAUUUUCCACUACACGAGUACAAUAACGAAUUCUUGCAACGGUUGUAGAUGAGUCAAUUUUUAAAUUGCAUUUUGUACUCUCAUUUUUUACACCUACCUACCUACUUUUUGAUUUAGUUUAAUGACUUAUAUUUUAAUUUUGUUUUGUUCUAUACCCAUUUUGUAGUAACUAUUAAAAUACCGAUAUUUUUAAAUAAUUAUUAAUUGGGGAAAGUAAAGUAAUAUAUUAUAUUCUACUAAGAUAAAAUAUAUUAUACCGAUAGGUAUAAUAAUUAUCUUUAAUAUUACAAUUUACUGUAAAACAAAAUGUACCAGAGAAGUGAUGCUCUGGUUAAAUACCUAUUAUAAUUUGUAGGUGUAUGUUUGAAUAGUUGUUUAUUAUAUAUUAUGAUGUAUAAUGUAAGUUUAGUAGUUAAAUAACUUAAUUUAUACAUUUAUCCAAAAUAAAUACUAGGUGCACUAUUUUUUAUUGAUACAGGAAUUUUGUAUUUAAUAUCAAUGGUGGCAUUGUCCAUCGGAUGUUUUGCCGGAAGUGUACAAAAAAACGAUUCGAACCCAAAAACCAAGAGGAAAAUCGGGAAUUCUGUUUACGAAGGGAAACAAUGGGUAGUGUUGGUGACUGGUUCAUCCGGAUGGGAAAAUUACAGGCACCAGGUCACGUAUACCUAUAUGCUUUUUUGAAUUCACCAAUUUCAUGAACAAAAAAAAGAUUUUAUCCUAUUAUUAUUACAUAAAAUGUAUUUAUUUGUAUAGAACUAGAUGUCUGCAUCACUAUACAACACGAUGCGGAUUUAAAAUAUACGUUUUUUAUUUUAUUAAUGCAGGCAGAUAUAUGUCAUGCGUACCAAAUAGUCAAAGCAAACGGAAUACCAGAGGAAAAUAUUAUAACUAUGAUGGUGGAUGAUAUUGCAUAUAAUAAAAAGUAUACAUUUACAUAUUAUUAUAAAUGACUUGAAUUAUAAAAUAAAAUGAUGGCCUAUUUGGGUAUAGGAUCAUUAUAAAUAAUAGCCUAUGUAGACGUUUUCUAUGAAGGUUAUAAUAUCACUUAUAUAUUAAUCAUUAUUCCUUAAUAGUUUAAUGCAAUUUCUUUUUACGUUUUCAUGUAUAAUUAUUGUCUUUACUAAAAGAAAUCCAAUAAAAGGCAAAAUCUACAAUAAGCCUUAUGGUCAUAAUGUAUACAAAGGCGUGAAAAUCGACUACAGGGCGAACGUAAGACACGUUUUUGUUAGCCGAUGAAUAGUUAUUUAACCGAGAUAAACAUGUAUAAAUUACUUGCAAUGUUUAUUUUUCUAUUUUUGCCAGGACGUCAAUAGUACGAAUUUUUUAAACAUCAUCACUGGAAACAAAGAAGCAAUGCAAUCAGUUGGAAGCGGCAAAGUCGUUGAAGGGUACGGAUAAUAAACACUGAAAUUAAAUAAUUAAUCUUUUUACCUAAUUUAACUAUAACAAAUACUGUAUAUGAGAAUAUAUUUUAGGUGGCGACAUUAUUGUCAGUGUCCGCCGGCAUAUGUAUAAUUGCUUAUAUGCCUGUAUGCUUCUAAGAGGAAGGUACACAUGUAUUUGUUGUUUCACGAUAUAGCUAAAACUUGCUUACGAGACUACACAGAACUCGCUUAAUUUUGGUUUUAGAGUAAAAACAUCUAUUACAAAUUUAAAGAGAACAAUAUUUUGGAGAGCAAGACGAUGCGUUUUUUCAAUUUUCUCCGAAUAUAGCAGUUAAUUUACUGUUUAAAAACAAUUACUUUUUUAACUUUUUUUUUAAUUCCUUAACAAUUUUAAAAUAAAUAAAUUUUUCAAAAAAAGCAACAUUUUUCCCUUUGGAAUAUUUUUCUCUAUUAAUUUCAUAGUAGGUGCUUUGACUCUAAAACCAAAAGUAAGCGAUUUCUGUGUAAUCUGCGUAAGCAUGUUUUUAUUAUAUCUUGUGUUUGUAAGACAGAAACAACAAAUGCAUGUGUAACGUCCUCUUAAACACCUAGGGAUUCGCGAGUCGGAUCUUCACACAAAUAAUAUUACAUUAUUCUACAUCACUACCCAAACUUAAAAGUAAAAUACCGCGUCAACGGGUUGAAUGGAAGUUAAAAAUGUUAACACAAUAAUAAAAAAAAAAAAAAAAAUUUAAUAUUUUCCAAGAUAAUGAGUGUCUUAAAGAAUUGAUCGCUGUAUAAUAUUAUGCUUAAACUUAUAUAGGUUACUGUAUCAAUUUAUCAGAAAGCAAAAUUAUAAAAAAUGAAAAAAAUUUUAAAGGGUACCCUGUAAUGUUUUCUAAGUGUCAACAACUGUUAAUAUUUUAAUUUUUUUUUCAAUAGAAUUUUCUUUUAAUGAGACCGGUAUUCAAUUGUUCUUUAACCAAAACAUGGUUCCAAAAAAAUUAGUAAAAAUGCAAAUAUUAUCAAGUUAUUAACACUUGAAAAACAUUGCAAGACACUGAUGAAUGCAAAUCUAAUAGCGAACCAAUUUAUACGGUUAUAAAAACCGAAUGCAUAAAAAUGUCUGUAUACAAUUGAAUAAGAGUUUAAAUUAGAUUUUUUUUUUUUUUUUUAAUGAAAUGUUAUAAAGAGGACCUCAUGAUACAAUUUUCAUUAACUUUGUCGGUUACGGUGAUCAUGGAACACUGGCUCUCCCCUACGAUCUCUUAUACGCCGAUGAACUAAACAAUGCUCUUAGUGAAAUGUACGCAAACGGAAAAUACUCAAAAGUAAUUAUUUCUUUUACGAUAUUCGAAUACCAUUUAUAGUAUUUUACUGUAUAAUAUACAUAUUAAAUGUAUUUAUGUUCAGUGGCGAAAUUAAACUAAAAUAACCCAAAAGCAACCUAUAAUCUAUACCCAGUGCCGCAGUGCUCGAAUAGGGAGGACGCGGAGGGAAUGAGUACCUCAACUAAUUUUUAAGAAAUGGUAGCAUACCUCUACUAUUUUUUUCAAGAUAUUAUUUAAAAAUAUCAAGACAAUAUAUGCUUUUUCAAUUUUGAAAAUUCAUGAGAAACUAAAUAACAGACUUGUAAAUAAAUAUUGUGAUUGUAAAAUAAAUAUUAUAAUAGCAGCUAGUUAUAAACUUUCGCCAUAACCAUAGAAUUAUAACCCUAGGAUCAUAACCGGCAUGUGAUAACAUUUAUAACCAAGGUUCUUAAUAAAUUCUGAGUGUAGCAUAUUGGUUUUACAAAGGGGUUUAUUAUUUUUUAUUUUUUUAUACUGUAUACAAAAAUUCUACCAGAAAUUUUGCCCCGAUGUAUACGAUGUCGACCCUUUUCUGAAAGGAAAUUUUCUUGGGGUGGUACUUUAGAGAGGUCAUUUUUUGGGAAAAGAAAUGCAUUAACCCCGAAGCAUAAAUCUUCAUUAUUAUUUAUACAACGUGUUGGUCUACCCACUAAUAGUUUCAUACCAAUUAUAUGUAAAAUCUUGGAUAAUUAGUGGUAAGUGACACGCAGAAUAAACUUGUUAUCCAAAAAUAGUUAAAUUAAAAGAUGAAAAACGGUACACUACAAUAAUUUAUGGAACUAUUUAAAUAAAUAAUUAUUAAUAAAUGUAUAUUUUUUAUUUAUUCAUUUUUUUUUCUUGAAAUUUGGAAUAAAGUAGGCAUUACCACCAUUAAUGAAAGAAGGUGUAAGGGGUAUGUGGGGGGAAUAGCCCCCGACGUUACAACGAGGUAUAAAAAGUGACGGGGACGCUAAUUUUGUAAAGUAAACAGAGUACCCCUUCUUAAAUUUUCCCAAUUCUAGCACUGCGUUACCAUGUGUCUAAUGUUGCAUUAAGUUUUGGGUCGAUAUAUUAUAAUAUUCCCAAUAUAAUCCAAAUAUGUUCAACUAUUUUUACUAAAUUAGUAGUAAAAGAGUACUUAUUUUUAAUUGCUUUCAUAUUGAGCAGCUAUCCAUUCAUUAUUUUAAAAAAAAAUUCGAAAAAUAACUCCUUUUCAACAAUCGCGUUUGUUUCGCCAAUGUUUAUGUUUAAUGAUAUAUUAUUCUAUAUUCUCUAAAUUAUUACUAAUACCUAAUCUACCUAGAUGUUGAUGUACGUUGAAGCUCCCAAGGCUGGUUCUAUGUUUGAUGGAAUACUUAACGGGGAUAUGGGCGGUAAGACGUAUAGAUAUACUUAUAAUAUCAUGACUAUCGUGUUGAAUGUUGAUUAAAUAAUAUAUAUCUAUUAAUUCAUUUAAAAUUACACAUAAUAAGACUUUAAAAUUAGUUUUAAAUGUUAAUUCAAAAAAGUAAAAUAAAUUACACUACAUAAUUUAUUCCUUACAUUUUCUAUUUGUAUUAAUUUCAUUUAAAUAUCCAAAUGAAUGAUUAAUAUGUUUCAUUUAAUUUAUAUUACCUUAUUAAAUUUAAAAAUGUAUUUAUUUACAGCUUUAGCAAUAACUGCUACUGGGCCAUAUGGUAAGACAACUGCAUGUUAUUACGUUGGGUAUAAAAGUCAUAAAUUAUACUUAGGAGAUGUAUUUAGUGUCACAUGGAUGGAAAACUUAGACGAGGUAUGAUAAAUAAUAUCAUGUUAAAUUCGAUGACAUGGUUAUCAAUUUAUUAUUAAUUAUAACUACAGGGAUCUAUGAGUCCGCACCACAGGAGCAUCCAUACCAAAAACGCUAAUAAGUAAAAAUUUCAAUCGGAAUUAAAUAUGUUCCUGUACCCGUGGUAGGGCCCGCGCCAUAGACUAGCCAAAGAGCCAAUAUAUCCUUAAUAAGCCACUAGUUAACUACAUUAUAGCUCAAGACUUCUCGAAUUUACAUGGGUAUUUUUUUUUAUAAUGCCUUUCAAAAUAGUUUAAGUAGGACACAAAUUCUGCACUUUAUGAAGUUACCAACUAAAUUAUAAAAAUUAUUUUAUUAAUUUUUUUAAUUCAGUUAUAUAUAUUAAUUUAUAUAAUAGAACCUGAUUAAUAAUAUUUAUUGUAAAUGUGAAUUAUAGUAACUUUAAUAUAAUUUGUUUAUAUUUUUUUAGUUAUUACUUAAUCUUAAGAUACUACCAAAGUGUUCAUUAUUUAUGAAUUUGGAUACUUAUGUCCGUUAAUAAAUAAAUAAACAAAUAUAUUUAGAUAACGUGUUACAAAAUAACCCCCAAAUUAAAUUAUUUAUUACCUAUACGAAAUUUUUUACACUUUUUCGAUUAAUCAACUUCAACAAUGGACAAUUAAUUGACUAAGUAGGUGUUUAAUAAACAAUUUUUUUAAUUAUUAUUUAACGUAGGCAAUUUAAAUUUAUUACAAAAUCAUGGUUUUUAUUUUAAAUUAAAAAAAAAGUGAUAUGUUUGCUGUUAACCCUAUCUAUAACUAAUUUUUUAAAUAUAUCACCAUGAAGCUGUUUUUGAAUAUUGUGGCUUUAGCCCAGCGCCGGAAAUUCCUAGACUUUCUUAACUUUCUAGUCCAGAUAAAGUUAUAAAAAACAAAUGUUUAAUUUCAGAAAUAAAACUAUGUUCCAUAUACUGCAUUUAUUAAAUAGGAGCUAAUUUUCCCUAGGGUGCCCAUUAUACCCAACUUUCCUCUAAAUAUAAUAUAUAUACGCUAAACUUUCCCAACCCGUGGGUUCUAUUCGAUUUUAACCAUAGCAGACAUUUGUUUUGUUUCACAGACAUCGGCCGAUUUCUCUACUGUAGACCGAACUAUUUUCAACUAUUUCAGCUAUGUCAGAAACCAUGUCACUACAAGCGACGUUAUGAUUUAUGGUGACUAUCACGUCGGAACUGAAUCGCUGUCUACGUUUAUUGGCUAUCAGAAAACCCCCGCGGUAUCGAAACAUAAUGAAAAAUUGGUAAUACACAUAAAUUAAUACUUAAAAAUGAACCAAUAAGUAACAUACUAAGUAGAUAUACACACUUAUGAGGCUUUUACACAGUUUUUUUUUUUCUGUUGUAGAACUCAAAAAUAUUCAGUCACAAUGCCAACAAAAAAAUGACUGCUCGAGAAAUAGAAAAAUUUGAAAUAAAACGACGCCAGAAUGACCAAGUACCUAUAUUAUAACUAUUAAAAAUAAAUGAAAAAACUAAUAUACAAUAACAGUAUGUGAACUAUAUUUUAUUGGUAGUAUAUUAUUAUUUAUUUUAGAUGAGGUUGGUCAUCGAUGGAGCGUUAAAAUAUAUUUACUCGGAGGUCGUGACGAAAAGACCAGAACUCAAACAAAUUGUCGGCGAAUACGGCGAACCACACUACAAUCGUCCCACGUUAAACAUUUUUCCGUGUUACAGGAGUAUUGUCGAUCAAAUUUCCGAUACGUGCUUCUCCGUGCCACGAGUACGUACAUGUAUACACGAUUUUCUUUAAUGCUGGAUAAUAUAUCUGGUAUCAGAUAUAUUCUGUAAGUAAAUACAAAAUAUUAAUCUAACAUCGCUUAAACCUAAUUGUGGAUAUAGCGUCAGGCAAUGUAGGCAGUUGCCUAGGGCAGCAAAUUUUUAGAAACGGCAAUUUUACGCCAAUAUUUUAUUGAAAAUACUGGUUUUUUUUUAGAUUUUCUGAGGUAAUUUUUAAUAUUUACAAUUGAAGAAAACUACCUAACUAUAAUUUAUAGUGAUACAUUUUCAUAAUCCGAAAGUUAAUUUAAUUCUAUUCAUAUUUAUCAAGUGAUGGUUACUACACAAUAUGUGUACAAAAAUACGACUUUUUUCUAUUCGAAAGAUAAAAUUAUAACAUUUUUCUUCAAAACUAUGAAAUGGAGGGCGGCCGAGUUAAUAUAGGUAUUAUCCAUAUGUUUAUUCUGACAAGACAUUCGAUUAUUUUCAACACAACUUUUAAGGCGGAUAAGCUUAAUAUUCGGAUAUUAGUGAUGGGUAAACAUUAUAUUUUAUAAACAAUAUUUGUUUAUUGAUUAGAAAAUUAAUUAGAACAGUUUAUAUGAUUUAUUUUUUUUUAGUAGUUAUGUUAAAUAAGUACAUAAAAAUUCAUUUUCCUGUUAAUAAGUUCAAAGGGCGACAAAAUAAAAUUUGCCUACGGGCGGCAAUUGUGUAAAUCCGUCUCUACUUAAACCAUAUCCUAUAUAGUAGGGGUGGCCAAACUUUUAUUAAUAAAGAUCUACUGAGAAUAUAUUUUUUCCUUUAAGGGUCGACUUUCUAACAAGUAAUUUAUAAACAUUUUUUUUUUUUUGGGGGGGGGGAUCAGUCUUUAAGACCAUUCCGUACAACGAGUUCUUCUAUACCACUCUUUGUCCUCAGCUAUUUUUCUCCAGUUGGCUCUUGGAUCUAUUGUUAUAAUGUAUAUCUUCAAACAGUUUUCCCAUGAAUAAUUAUAAAUUACCUCCUAAUAGGUAUUAAUAAUAAACAUAAGUCACACAUAUAUUUAAAAAUAAUAAAAUUAAAAUGCAUAGUUAAAUAAUGUUUUUCAUCACAGACUGAUAAUGUAUGUUAAAUAUAUCGGAAUAAAUUAUGUUAAAUUGUGUGACUUGAUAAAUUGACAAUAAAAUAUAAAAAUCGUCAGCAAUUAUUGUGGUUUAUCUAUUAAUUAUAUAAAAAUAAUUUCUAACAAAAGGAAAUCGACCUUUAAAUCAUCCGCGAUUGACCAUUUAGCCACCCCUGGGUAACCUAUAGGCUAUAAUAUACCUAUAGAUGCUUUCAAAAAAACGGACAUACUUUGCACAUGGAUGGGCUACUGCUAUAGGUAAGAAGUUCGGAAGGUAAAGAGAAAAUUGAAUGUACAUAUGUACACAACGAUUAACCACUGUUAACGAAAAACUAUUCUGAGCGGAGUUCGGUAAAUAGUAUUGUUUUGUCAACAAUAUGUCAUAUUAUAAUAAAAUAAUUACAUAUUAUGCAUUAUAUAUUUUCUUUAAUAAUACUUAUUUGUUUAAUAUUGUACCUAUUUUCCCUUUUUUCCUGGGUUUUCCCAUGUUUUUCCCGAUUUUUCCCAUUUAUUAUGAAAACAGGUGGGAAAAUAAAAAAUCUAAUUCCUCUAAGUAUUUCUUCGAUCAUAUUUUUUUUCAGAAAUGUGUUAUACUCGUAAAUCGGAGCAAAACUUUUGGUAGGAAAAUUGUUCACAGAUUAAAAAAUAAACAUCAUUGUAAAAUCAAUAUAUUCCUCGUUCCGCUUAGAAUCUAAAAAAAAUAUAAAAACUUAGUGGUAAACUAUGUAAAACAAAAGCAUUUAAAUUUUAACUAAUAAUGUUUGACAUGUUACAUCGCUAUAUUAUUUGCAAUCGAGAUAACUGCAGAUAACCAAGAUAACUGCAAUCGGAAGCAGGAACUAUUUUUUAUAUGGGGAGAUAAAAAUAUAGAUGCUGUAACUAUCUACAGUUAUGUUAUCAAUAUUUCCUGAGGUCCGUCUUAAGACCCCCACCCAUGGACGUAUGCCCCUGAUGUCAAAACACUUACUAACUUUAGCCAUUCAUUUUAGUCGUAAAAUAGGUAAUUUUUUUAAGUAAAAUGUUUAAUAGAUCAAAUAGGUACCUACAAAAAUAGAUACUAUUCAGAUAAUAUUCAAGGUUAAUAUCAUUGGAUAUUUUUGUGUAGAUAAUAUUCCAUUUAACGUUGUGUAACUAAAUAUGUCAAAAAACAUACAUUGUUUUUUAUUUACGUUUUUGAAGAUAAAAUAUGUAAAAAUAUGCAUUUUAUUCAAAAUAUGCAUAAUUAUACGAAAUAAAAAUUGUACCAUAUAUAUUAGAAUAAUACAUGGAUAUUUCUCACUAAAACUCCAUUUGGACGUAACAAAAUAAAAAUAUACUGUUGCAUAUAAAUCUAAAGCCUAAUUAUAUCUAAGUAUAGGUAGGUGUUACAUAAGUUACAUUUAUUUAAAAAAAGAACAAUAUUGUAAAAUACAAAUGUUUUAUUGUAUACCUUCGAUAAUGAGUUCAACAUUUCAAAACGCCGUGUCCCUGCAGAAAUUCUUGAAACUUCUCUGAAGUCAAUUCUAUAAUAAUUGGCGACUUGUAUUUAAUAAAUGGUGUUUGGUUUCUACAAUCAUUUUGAAGAAUAUCAACGAAAACCAAUCUAAUUUUUUUUCAAUCUAAUUGAAUUAUUACGUAAUAAUUACUUGUAAAUUUGUUUUAAAAUAAAUUUUAAUGUAUUUGAAUUGAUCAAUUUUUAUUUUUCGAAAACUUGCACGUAACUCCUGAAAUAAUUGUUAUGCGACGUCCUCGUCAUUGUCGUUGUCUAGAUGGUGCCAUAACCUAAUCUUGCCCGGCGUUUAAACUUGAUCUUAAAAAUUCGCCUAAAUCGUUUAUUCUUUAAAUAUGUGUACAAAUUCAAGUAAAUUUAGUGAAAAACAAAUCAAUUUUAUUCGUAUGUACCUUUAUCAGAGUUAUGUAUGCUAAAUGGGUUUUCCAUUAUAAUAAGAGAUUAAUUAAUAUUUUAAUCUUGAUUUAUUUUGUAUUUAUUACAGAACCCAUACGUGUUAAAUCAAUUGAAGAUUUUUGCCAACUUGUGUGUCGCUGACAAUCAAAUUCAUCAUAUGGUUCGGAAUUUAAUUAGCGAAUCGUGUGCGAACAUUUCAAAAGAUAUACUAAAUGUAUUUUGAAAUCAUGUUGAAAUCAAGUUGAAAACGUUGUUUUUGACUAAAAAAACAUGGUCAUAGUUAUAUUUAAUAUUUAUACAAAAUAAUAUUUAAUUCUUCUUAAUUUCAUUAUAAUCCUAUAAUGGGGGGGGGGGAGAGGCAGCUGCUCUUAUUUUCGUCCUCCACAUCUCCCUGGCCAUCACUAUAACUUCAUCUAUUCCACAUACUAUGAAGUAAUUUGUACUAUUAUAAUCUUAUUAGAUCAACUGAUGACUCGAUAUUAUACCUAUAGUAUAAUUAUUAUUUUGUUGUAAUUUAUUAAGCUUGUAGUUUAUUGUCUUGCCUAGCUAUUUUAAAAAUAAUUAAAAGUUUUAAAAAUAAUCCAAUCGCCUAUAUUUAUACUGUAUUUAUAUCGUUUUGUAACGUUUUCCUACUAAUAUUAUAUAUAACCUUAUAAUUGCUAUACAUUAUAUUUUGGGUGAGUGUUCCCAGUAAUUGGGAUUUAGGAUAGUCGAAUAGGGAUCGCGGUGAAUUGAUCGCGAACAGUUGAUCGCGGUCACAAAUUGGUCGCCGUAAAAAAUUCGCGUAAAUAAUCGGAACUAUAAGACUUAGAAUUUGUGAAGAUUUUUUUCCAGUUUCUACUAAAAUACUAAUACUAUAAUAAUACAAUAAUAAUUUAUUAUUACUAAUAAAAUUAAAUAAUUUAUUGUUAUACAUUUAAUAAACAUGUUUUAAUAACUUAUACACAAUUUGAAUAGUUUAUCAAGAAUGGCAUUCUAAAAUUAAUCGGAUUCUUACAGUAGAGAUAUAAUUGAUUUGUUCAAAAGAAAUAGCCCAUAACUUUCAACUACAGCGGUAAACAAUUUUUGUAUUUUAUUUUUAUUUUUAUAUAUUUUUGACUUUUUUAUAUUAUACUUUUUAUUAUUAUUAUUAUUAUUAUUUUUUGUAAUAAUUGUUGGUAAUUUUAUUUAAUAACUGUGUAGUAUAAAUCAGAGAAGUCUAUAUAAAUAAAUACCUACAAAUUCAUUUUUUUCUCGAGUCCAAUUUAACUGGUGACCAAUUUUCAGUCACGAUCAAUUCAAAUACCAGAUACCGUCGAAUAAAAUGGGUAUAAACAUAAAAGUUAGAAAUUUGUAGGGGUUGGAAAGUAUAUAAUUAUAUGAGUAAAAGUGUUUGAGGUGAAUGGUGGUUUUGAAUUUUAAAUUCUGCUUUACCAUAAAAACAUAGUUUGGGUGCCAUUGGAUUUUUAGAUAUAAAGUUAGAUGAACUAAUCGAAAUAAUAAUACAUAUUAGAUCUAAAAUCCAUACAAUCUUAUGUACUAUUCUUAUAUACUAUGUAUUAUUCAAUUAUUUUUUUUAAAGUUUCAUCGGUUAUUAAAACUAAAAUUAAUUAUCUACCGAUUUACUAUAUAAUACAUCGUAAAUGUGUGCUGAAUUUGGCCACUUUUAACACUUUACCUUAAAUAAAUCUUUCGUUUUUUAUCAUAGAAAUUGUAUUAUUUUUUUUUUUUUUUUGUAUACAUUUUAAAGGGUAAUCAACUUUAUCAGUUAUUUUUAAAAGUUUAGACAUAAGAAGAAUUUGUUUGAAAUUUGUAUGCAAUGUUUGAUUAUGCUAUGCUUUAAUUCACUUGAAAGAUAAACUUAGGCCAAUUUGAACUUCUAAAAAAUGUUCUGAUAAAAAAAAAUGUACAACCGGUAAAAUAUGAUAAAAUAUAACAGAAAACUGGCCAAGUGCGUUACACUCAAGAUAUCGGAACUCAUUUUAUCUAUACAACUUUUAUCAAGAAUAUUGUUCAUAAAUUAAAUAUAAGUAUGAAUACCUACCAAACACAUUCGAGAUGUAGACAAUUUUUUUUUUUAUGUAGAUAGGUAUAGGUGGUACCUACCUUUAUGGUUCUGAAAAACAACCUACACAACAUAGAUAGAUAAAGAUAUAAUAGUCAAUAGAAAAUAUCAAAUAAUAUAAACACGAUUAAACACCGCUCUUGAAAAAUUAAAACAUUCUAUAGUUUAAAAAUACGAAUUACACAGCAUAGUCGGUAUAUAUAUACAGAGUAUCUUAUAGUGUUAUAUACAUCGGUUAAUAACUCUGUCAAUAUUAAUUUUUUCAUACAUUUUUUUUUAUUCGAUCGGGUUUCGUGAGAGGGAAACACGUAGAGAAAAAUUUAAUUUUUAUUUUCAUCCCUUUCAUCAUUUUAAUUUUAAAAUGACGGACAUACUUCGCACGUAGGUGCAGCCAUUGUUUUAGAUGGGAAGUUUCAAGUUGGGAAGGUUGAAUACAUACGGGAAUUUAAUGAAUAUUUGUAAGCAAUGAUAAACCAUUCCUUACGAAAAAACGAUUCUGAGCUGAGUUCAGUUGAUAGUGUUGCUUUGUCAAUAAUAUAUAUGACAUACUAGCUGUCCCGCGCCCGGCGUUGCCCGUGCCAAUUUGUAUUAUUAUUAUUUUACCCAUAUUUUUUUUUGAUUUUGGCCAUGUCAGAAUUAAAUGUAAACAAAUAGGUGAAAAGUGGGUAGUCCAUCUUCGGUGGACGAAAUGUGUUCUAUUGUGAAAUUUUAGUACGGUAAAUAAUAGUAAUAAUAAUAAUUGUAAUAGUUUUUUUUUUCCGUAAUACCAAGGUAACCUUUGAAUAAACAAAAAUAAAUAAAUAAGCAACUAGAUAUGCAUACCAAAUAUAUCUAAAAAUCCCUAUUUUACCCUCUUAGAGGUUGAAUUUUCAAAAAUAGCUAUUUAUUUGCCAAAAUUUCAGCCCGAACCAUCCAGUGGUUUGGACUAGGCGAUGAUGAAUCAGUCAGUCAGAACAUGUUAUUUUAUAUAUAGAGAGAUUAUAAUAAAAUGGUUACAACUAUGUGCGUUUCCAUGACAACAAUGAUUGUUUGAAAAAGAUUAAAAUAAUAGAAACUUAAUAAUAACGAAAAAUAAAUAAAAACGGUUGCCAAUGCUAACCUUAUUUUUAAUCUUUUUAACUUAAAGAACCAGAUUUUCCUCAUUAUCACGAAUAUUAAUGAGAAUUUCAAAAUAUUUUUAGUGUACCACUCAGAGAACAUUUAUCUUUAUCAUUUACUUUUCAGAAAAUAUGCUAUACUUAAUAAUCGGAGUAAGCAUUCUGCUAGAAAGUGAUCACAUAAAAAAAAAUAACAUCUGUAAAACCAAUACAUUCUUCGCUAAACACAGAAUUUAAAAGUGAAAAAAUAAAAAAUUGUUUUCAGUGAUUGAGGGGUGAAAAUAAAAAUUUAAUUUGUCUCUACACAUGUGUCCUCCUCUCAUAAAAUUCGAUCAAAAAAACAAUUUAGAAAAUAACGAACAUUGAUAGAGUUGAUGGAUAAUACUGUAGGACACUCUGUAUAUUAUUAUGAUAGUACCUAUAGUGUAUUAGUAUAGUAUAUACCUACUCAAAUGCUGAAUACCCACUCAAAAAAAUAAUAAUUUUGAAGCAUAUCAAAUUUCAACAUAAUAAUAAUAUUAUACUAUGAUAAUCAGUAAAAUCAGUUCAAAUUUUUAUCAACAACUGCAAUAAGUGGAUUGCUCGUGAGAAUUGUAUUCGUCAUACACUCAUACCUAUAUUCUAUCUAAUUAUAUAUAAACGUAUUUAAUAUUUUUAUUGAGUAUGUUUAAAUCACUGAACAUUUCAUCCGCAGAACUCAAUAUUAACACUUAUUUAUAAUAAUUUAUUACAACAGAAUAAAACGUCGUUACGAUGGGUAAGUUUUUGUCCUAUUAUUACUGAGCGUAGAUAUUUUUAAUAAUCAUAAAUAAAUUAUACAAUAAUGUAGAUAAUAUUAUAAUAUUAAUUAUUAUAGUAUACAUACCUAUUAGGUCUCGGCUCAUCGCUACCUACUUCUUAUUUAAUGUAAAUUUAUAUCCGCUCAAAUUAAUUUUCGGUCUGAGGGCACGUUUUAGUAAUUGUUACUGAAGUGUGCAAAUUGAGAAUAUAUUGUAAGUUUCCUACAUAUUAUUUAAAAUACCUACCUAUUAAUUAGGUAGACAUUAAAUGAACGAGAUGUCAACAAACUGUUUAAAACCUAAACUAAUCCACCUAAUUUGUGAUACUUACAGACAUCUAUUGAUAAUAAAUAUAACAUGUAGUGCACGAUAUUCAGGUGGAUAAUAUUAUUAUCUAUUGUUAUUUUAUAUGAAUACUUUUUACUACUGUUUAAAUUGACAACCAGGUUACUUAGCGAUUAUUUUUGAUUCUAGGCGUACUUUUUUGUAGUAUUAUUGUUAUAUUUGUUGUAUUAUGUUUUCUAUCUAUAAACAACACUUUUACCAAAAAUCUUGCUCCGAUAAUCUACUGUAGGGGUAGUUUCCUGUAGAAAAUGUUAUCUAUUUGGUUAGGGGGUAGAAAGUCAUUUUUUGAUUUACCUUGUAAAGUUUUCUAAAUAAUUUACGCAAAAUCGAUUAACGUUAUUUUUUUUUUUUUUUUUGUAAUUCAGUUUAAAAAUAAUUAUUGUGGAGAUCUAAAAUUUUCACCGAACAUUUAUAAUGGGUUUUAGAUUGUAAUAAAUAUAGAUUGUGAAAAAUCGGGAGUGCUAACAAAUAAUAUAGCAUAAUAUUUAAUUUUCUUAAUGUUUUCAAGAAUAUUAUUUUUAACACUCUUUUCUAUCAAAUCAAUAAAUUAAUUUUAUAUAGUUGGUGAGAAAUAACUAAUUUUAAAUUUCCCCCUAUUAUUUAGACUGAAUAGAUUUAAUGAAUAGAUGAGAUUGAAGAGCCACGUUCAAUUUGAACUACUGAUUCAGAUACAAUGAUAGUAGAAACUUUGGAUAAUUUUAUCUCAUCAUUAAUAUCAUUAGUAUAAGUUUAUGAAGGAACUACUGAACUUUUUUUUGAACUAGGUUCAAAAGCCAUUUAACUAAAGAUGCGGAUAAACUAUGAUUAUUGGAUUCUUUCAGUUUCCUUUGAUUCUCAAACCAGACAUCCGAAGGUUUUUUGGAAGUCAUUAUUUUAACUUGUAAAAAGAAUAAUUAAAAAAAGUGUGAGAUAUAAUCAGAUAUUGAUAAUAUAUUAUAGAUAAUGAGAAGGAAAUGAAAAUGUUUCAAAUUUGAGACUAUAUGCCGUUUCACAUUACUUCAACAUGGUACAAUAGGUUUAUAAUGUUUAUACCUAUGCAUAAUAUAAUUUAGAUGUAAAACUAAAAUAUUGAGAAAAUAAUAUCGAAUACAGAACAUUUUGUUUAGUUGAAUACUGCAUUAAAAACCAAUUUAUUAAUAGUAUAAUAAAAUUUAAAAGUGAUUUAUUAUUAAUAAAAUAAUAAAGUAAAAACAAAAUGACUAAAAAGGUUAACCGAAUUCCAACUUAAAAUCGUUUUUCGUUACGAGUAUUAACCCAUAAAUAAAUACAUAAAUAAAAAUAAAAUAAAUUAAUUAAUUAAUGUGUCGCCUGGAAUUUUAUACGAGUCGCGUUUUACAUUUUGACUGUAAUAUACCUGAUGAUGAAUUUUUAAUUCGAAACCGGUCGUGUAAUACACUUAUUAUAAUACUCUAGGCGACGCAUUGAUUCAUUUAUUUAUUAUUAUCAAUUACCUAUGUAACUCACGUGCGAGCGUAUAACGUGUCAAUAUAUAUAUAUAUAUAACUUGUAUAACUCGUAUAACGUCACAGACGGCCAAGAAACGGUUAUACAAUAUACGUUUAUAGUUUAAUGAUACAUUAAAAACCGAUUUAACAAUCGUACAAGCGUGCGAUAGUGUCAAUAGCAAUGACGAACAAGAACUGACGAUACGAUUACCCAAUUUUGCGACUAUUUGCAAUUCACACCCCUGGCCUAGGCACAGUUCGCCAUAGCCUUGCUAGGCCACUAGUAAGACUCUUUUGAGUUUGGUUGGUUAUAGGGAGCAGAAGUUAGAUGUAUAACUGGAUAAAAUAUAAAACUAAAUUAUUAAUAAUUAGUUAUAAACUGUUAUAGUUAGGUAAGUAGGUAGUUAAUUGUAUAUGCGUCUAUGUCUGAUAUGCCUAUCCAUAUAAAAUAAUAGAUGAUUGCUUUUUCUAAUACGUAAAAAUACAAAAUUAUUUUAAAAAUGUUAUUUUAAAAUUAUGGAUAGUUGUCAUCAAUAACCUCUCUCUCCCAAAAGUUAGUUAACACAUAUCACGAAAAAAAAGACAUACUUCGCACGAUUAUUGGGCUACUGCUAUAAGUGAGAAGUUAAAAAUGUAGGAUAUACAGCGGAAUUUAAAGUAUAACUGUACACAACGAUUAAUUUUUGCUAACGAAAAACGAUUUUAAGUUGAAAUUCGGUUAUAGAUGUUAUGAAAGACCGUAACAUUUACGACUCAACUUUUUCUUGUUGACCACUAAGUACAACUUAUAAUGAAUUUCCUAUCCAAUUUUCUAGCAUCUCUGUUUGGUCUGACAAUUUUAUCCACAAAGUACCCACUAAAUAAAAUUACGAAAAAAUUUGCAGAAUUUAAAUGUCUAUAAAUACCUCAAAAAUGGCUCAAAUAUUUUACUACAUCUAGAAAAGGCAAAUAUAAGUUUUCUGUCAAAAUUUUAAGUCCCUACGAACUUUUUAAAAUAAAUUAUAACAAAAAAACAAGAUUAAAAAUAAUAAAAGCAUUAUUUUAGUAAAUUUUCUGGUUUCUUACAUUUUUUCUCCGUUUUCCCCAAUUUUUAUGAAAACUGCUAGGAAAAUCAAAACUUUCCAUAAAGUACUAACUAGAUACAAUAUUCUUUCAGAAAAGAUGCCACUCUUAAUACAAGGAGUAAGAUUUCUGGUAGAAUUUGUGUACCAAUAAAGAAAAAUUAAAAAAUUGAAAAUAAACAUCAUUAUUGAACCAAUACAUUCCUUGCUCCGCUCAGAAUUUAAAAUAUAUAUCCUUCAAAUUCAUAUAAAUAUAAUUUACUUACUUAAGUGUGGCUGAUAAAAUCUUAUUUAAAGAUAUUCAGGUGCGUCAUUGGGGGGAAGUAUGCGUUUGCCUAACCUUAGAUUUUAAAGUAGCUUUGGGCCGGCUACCAAGUAUACAUGUACUUACUAUAGAGCCAUUACGGGUCAUAAUAUAACAUAGAUACAUAAUAUUAUUAUGAAAAGGCGAACAUGAUCUAUCACAGUGGUUUCCAACUUUUUUAGUUGUGCGGGCCACCAAUUUUGUAAAAAAAAACUUCGAGGCCGACUAAACUAAUAUGCAGGUAAAAAUAAAAAUACCUAUAUAUGCACGUAUGACUAAUAUAUAUGUAUAAUAUACAUACUGCACAUACGUCAGUAAUUAAGAAAAUGUAUCGUACAAUAAAAUUUUAAAAAUAACUUUUUUAUAAAAAAAAAAAUUUAUCACAACUAAUAAACAAAUAAUUAAGGUUAAAUUAAAAUCAAUGCGAUUUUCGACAUUAUUUUCUCCCACGAAAGAGUUGAUAUGGGAAUUAAAUUUAUCGCACCGUGCCCGUACUUCACACCAAACAUGACGAAAUAUUAUAAAAAUGACAAAAAUAUUCUAGAAUACUAGAUAAGAAAACGACUAACAAUAAAAUUGUAUUAUAGCAAUAAUUGUCUAAUUAUUAAUAAAUAUCGAUCAAAAUAUAGACAAUAAAAUUAUAAAUAAUUAUAAAUUAUAAUUAUAAAUCAUUAUAAUAAUAUAAAUAAUAUAGAAUUUGCCAACCCUUGGCUUAUGCCGUAUACCCAGUGUCUGAGGCCCAGGCCAAGGCCAAGGCCUACAAGUAGACCGCGGCCUAUGGGUUGGAAACCGUUAAUCUGUCAGGUAUUUACGAUGAAAUGAGUACAAAAUACUUUUUUUUUUAUAUAUUUUAAAAGUAUUAUGAAAGUUGAAAAAGAUACAUUUCCAUAUUUUUCUUUUUUAGCGUAAAGUUUAUUGAAAGUUAUAACAAUAAUCUUCAUUGUGUAAAACCAAGUAAAGAUUAUUUAUACUCAAAUAACUCAUAUGUUAACAAAAGCAGAUACAGUUUGUUUGAUGGAAAUUGUAAACAAGUAUUCAAUUAUAGUUGGUUGAUCGAAGGGAGCGUUUUUGUUUUUUUUCAAUAUGGAGUUUUAUUAUAUUGCUAUUAUAGUGACAUAUGCUUGUAAGACGUAGUAGAUAACUCAAGGAGAUAAGGAGAAGCUUUUUAAAUUUGAGAGGAAGAUGCUAAAAAAAAAGUACCACCCCAGUCAAAUUUCCUUUUAGAAAAAGUGCUUUAUUUAGAAAAGUUGAUCACAGGAAAAAAAAAUAAACAUCAUUGUAAAGCCAAUACAUUCCUCGCUCCACUUAAAAUCUAAAAUGGUAGACAGAACGGCCAAAUUCAAAAGUCAAGACAACUAUUGAUUAGUUUUAUACUUUUUGGGCCGGUCAUUAUUAUGCCCUACCCAAGCAAAUAUUGAAAUGACACCCCUGAAGAUAUUCAAAAAAAAAAAAAAAAACAAUUAAUAGUUAGUAAAUUAAGAGGGUAUACUUAAUAAUAAAAUACCUUACACUGUUCUAUAUGUAUAUAAGAUGUAACCCAGUGUAGGAAUUAAUGUAAAACUGUUAUAUACUGUUAUUAUAUUGAUUACAAAAGUUCUGCGGAGUUAUACACUUAUACAUAUUAUGUUAUUUGAAAAUUAUAAAUAUUGGGCUGUAUAACAUUUUAAAUAAUUGAUUUAAAAAUAAUAAACCAAAGAAAGAUCAAUAAUAAUAAUAUAUUAUUGUGAGCAAAAUAGUAAUAACUAAAUUCUUCUAAAAUGUAAAUGUUCCUAUUAUGUGUAUAAUGUCAACAUUCUGAAAUACCUAUAAUAUUUUUAGUCAAAUGUGUAUAUGCAUAAUUAAAGUUAAUUUUGAAUUUUGAUGGUUUCAAAAAUUGUUAUCAGUUUUUUAUAACCUCCUACCCAAAAUCCUAAAUUCAACCAGUCUUUACUUUGUAUAUUAAAAGUACUUAGGAAAUACACUUCCUGUAAAUACUGAAAAAUAAUAAUCAACUCUCAACUGAAUCAAAAGCUUUGUCAAUUAGUUGAAGAAUAGGAUCCUAGUACCAUAUAAAAUAUCUCUAAAAUAAUAACAUUAUAUAUUGUAUGUUGUAAUAUUAAUUAUUAUUAUAUUCUUUGGUGUUGCAGGAAUUUUUAAUUUAGCAUUGUUAGUAUUAUUUGGUAUUGGAUCAUUCGCCAGAGAUACACCACUGAACGAGUUCGAAAUCGAUAAUUCUUUGGGUGAUUCUUUGUACAAAGGAAAACAAUGGGUAGUAUUGGUAGCGGGAACAAGUGGAUGGAAAAAAUAUAGGCAUCAGGUAUUAAAAUACCCACAGUAAUCCAAUUAUCAGUAAAUUAUAAUAUUUAAUAUUUGAGAAUCAUUAAAAAUAUAAAUUAAUACUUCCUAAUAAGCUUGUGUCAUUUGAUCAUAUUAUUUAUCACGAGAAAUUAAAUUAUAUUAGUAGUUUUCAAUUGUUUAGCAUAUGCCAUAUUAGCCCCUUGAGAUUUUAGUACUUACAACUUACUGAACAACGUAUAGGGGUUAUAGGCAGGUACUAUUUAUAUAAUAAAUAAUAUUAUACUUUACAAAGUUGGGGGAAAAAAAUUAUUAAUAUGAUAUAAAUUAUUAACAGAUACCAAAGUUGAUUUAGGAACCAGAUUAUUAUAUAUUAAUAUAAAUUAAUAUUAUUUAAUUUUAAAGUACUAGUAUUACUUAGAUUAAUUUUAACUACACAAAUAAAAACUUUUUAAUUUAAUUUAAUUUAACUUUUAAAUUACAUUUUGGUUUUUUUUUUUUUUUUUUUAAGGGGGGAAGUAGGAGUUGGAAAAGGAUUGAAAAAUAAUAUACAUAAUAUGAAUUUAAAAAUAAUAAUAAUUUUAACAAAACAUUAACUGAUAAAAUAGUUUAUAAGUAAUAACUUACUUUUAAAUAAUUAUUGUUUUGUUUAAAAAUGUAAUUUAUAUUAUAUUUUGUUAGGCGGAUAUAUGUCACGCAUACCAAAUUGUUAAAUCAAACGGAAUACCAGAAGAAAACAUUAUAACGAUGAUAGUAGAUGAUAUUGCACAUAAUAUAAGGUAAUGACUGUUUAUUAAUUAAAUUGAGUGACAAUAAUGAAUACACAAACAAUUUAUUAAAAAUUGUGUAAAUAUAUUAUAACUUUUUGAUGAUUUAAGUGAAAUGCAUUUUUAUUUUAUAAUUUGUUUAAACUUUACCAAAACAUGAAGUUAUUCGACUAAGUUUAAAAUUGUGCCACAAUCACUGCAAUGUUUAUCUAUUCCUUUAUAGUUAGUCAAAUAAUAUAAUUUAAUAUCAUUUAUAAACAAUAACUAUUGAAACUUGUUUUACACAAAUCAAGUUAAUAUAUUAUAGUAUAAAACUAUUUAUAGUAUGUUAAAUAUACAUAUUUAUUUAUAAUUUCAAUUACACUUAACUUGGUUCAUUAUUAUUGUUAUUCACUAACUUUAUAUAGAAUUUUUCUUUAAUACCUAUUUGAUUUUUGUCUGAGUUUUCAUUUUGUUUUUUAUAAAAGAAAUCCAAGGCGAGGAAAAAUAUUUAAUAAACCUCACAAGGCUUUCCGUGGUAAGGAUGUUUACCGAGGAGUUCAAAUAGACUACAGGGGAUCCGUAAGAUAUUUUGUAUUAUUAAAUAAAUUUAUACCUAUAAUUUUACAAUAGUAUUAGAUUAAACUAAUAUUUUUCAUAGAAGUAUUUAUUAUUUUCCAUUGCUACAUUAAAAUUGCAUUAAAAAUCACAAAUUUGAAUUUAUCAUUUUAAUAUUUUAACCUAUACAUGGUACUAAUUAAAUUAUAUUUUACUUUUACUAGGAUGUGAACAGUGAAAAUUUCUUAAAUAUCAUCACUGGAAAUAAAACAGGCAUGCAGAAUGUAGGAAGUGGAAAAGUCGUUGAAGGGUAUGAUAAAAUUAUAUAAAAUUAUGUUACAAGAUUCUAUUAUGUAUAACUGGAUCAAUUUGUCCAUAUAUACUGGACAUAAACUAUACAUAACAUAUACUAGAAGAGUAGGGAAAGGCAACAAAAUCAGUAUUUUUAAAUGAUAAAUUAAUAACUCAGUCUAUUUUUAAUACUGUUAUUACUCAUAAACUGUGAAUUUGAUAUCAAUGUUCUGAAUAUCAAAAUUUCUAGAGAAAUGUUGUCUAUUUGAAUCCGUGAUUGAAAAGGGGGAGGGUUGUUAUUUUAAAAUCCAUAAUAGAUUAUUACUUAGAGUAGGGAUAAAAAUUUAAAAUAAAACUUAACCAAUUUUACAAUAGUUAAACAGAAAUCAAAUUCAUUUAAAAACCUACCAAAAAUGAGUUGUUCAUUGUAAAAGAAUAUUACCAUAAUAAUUCCUAGGAAAUUAUGACAAUAUCUAAUAAGAAAAGGAAAUGAUAUCAUUAUCUAUUAAAUGUUAUAAUUUCCAAAGGAUAAUAAGUAAUUAUAUACAGAACACAGUAAAAAUACAUAUAAUAUAAGAGUACAUAUGUAAUUUUAUAUUAUUACCUUGAUAAAUAUUCAAUAUUUAACCAACUUUUUCGUUUUUUUCACAUGGCAAACUUUCGUGACAUUUUGAAUUCAUAGUUUUUUUUCUCGUUUUCUUUGGAUUUCAAAAUACACUAAAUAUCUUCUUCAAAUUUUAAAGAGAAAAUAUCAUCUAUCGACUAUCGUAAACCAAUUGAUCUUGCACCUAAACAAACUAGAAAGCGAUGGGUAAUAGCAUUGUCUAAUAAACUAAGUACCUACCUAAUCCUAAACAAUUAAAUCAUUUUCUUACCGCAUUUCCGGCAUGGGCGAUAUCUUGGGGGUGCAAUAAUAUCAUUUUGGAAUUUUACAUUCACUAAAUUUUCUAUAUUUCAAAAUUUCAAAUUUAAAAAUUUUUCCAAACUAUUAAAUAUUUAUUAAGUAACGAUAACGACGAUAAUAGAUAAUAAUUAUCACGUCCUCAUGAUACUCAUCGAUUUAUAGUUCUUUGAUUUUACGUAUGUGAUAGUAAACCGUCAUUUUUUCGUUGUGUACCUAUUAAUGUAAUGAUAAACAGAUCAUUGAUGUAUUGAUGUACCUAUGGAUAUUGCUAGUUGUUGCUUAGUUAGAAAAUGUAUAAGAUAUAUAUGAUACAAUAUUUUUCUGUUGCCAGCUGUUUUUUUCGACAUAUUAUAAUGCCAUCAUUUUGUAUUACGUGCAUUGCUGACUUUUUUUAUUUCAAAAUAUGAUUUGUCGACGUUAUUUGUAUUAUCUCCCUCCUUUAUUUUUACUACAGUGUUUUUUCAAAAACCAAAUGUUUUAGGUUUUAAAAUUCAACUAAGGACACUAAGGUUUAGGUUUGUAUGUGACGAAUUUUUUGUUUUUUUUUUUUACAAUUAGUAUUGCUACAAUUUCUUUAUUAUUUUUCUGGCAACUAGGUAGAUCCCUAAUCUUAAAUGGGGAUUGUGAUACCACAAAAUAGAAUAAUGGUGAUAUCACGUGAUCGCGAAAACUGUUGUUAUGAUAUCAAUGAUCAAUGAUCAUACAUCAACAAUAUGUAUUAUAAAUAAGUUUCAUAUGGAUUUUUGUUUUAUUUAUUUAGGUACUUUAUUAGUUUAUUACUUAAGUAUGUAUAUUUCAGAGUUUAUCAACCCGUGAAUUUUAGGGAAAUUACGCCUAUGAUUUAUAUAUACAGUAAUGAGUAAACCCUUGAUGGCUUGAUUAUCCAUUACUUCUUUAGUUACAUAAACUAAAUGAGUAAUUUUUUUUCAUGUUAUCUGUUAUACCAAAUCUGUACCUAAAAACAGAAUUUAAAAACAAUAAUAAUAAUACACUAUUUAAAAACAAAUUUGUUCGGGUUGAUAAUUUGUAGUGUUACAUAUUACAGUAAAUAAAACUGAAGGUUAUUUGUUUUUAUUUUUGUUUUCAUUAUAUAAAGGGGACCUCAUGAUACAAUUUUUGUUAACUUUGUCACACACGGUUCAACUGGUUUUUUGAGUUUCCCAGAUAGUUUCCUAUUUGCCGAUGAACUGAACAAUGCUUUUAACAAUAUGUAUACAAAUGGAAAUUUUGCAAAGGUAAAACAUGUAAAAAUAUGUAAACUGUACAUCUGAGAGGUGUAUGAGAUAUAGUUUUAUAAUUUGAAAAAAAAAUUAAUUAAAUUUAUUAUUUAAAGAUGUUAUUAUAUAUUGAAGCUAGUUAUGGUGGUUCCUUGUUCGAUGGAAUACUGAAUGAAAGAACAAAUAGUAAGUAUAAUAUUUAUAAGUCUAAUAAUAUAAUGUUUCUUUUUUAUAUAAAAAAAAAAAGACCUUAACUGUUCAGAAAAUAAAUAAAUACAAUUGUAUAAUUAUUUGACUAAAGCAGUAUUAUUUUUUAUUAAACUACUUAUUAUUAUAGUUAUGGCAGUGACUGCGUCUGGACCUAGAGAAAAUUCGUAUGCAUGCUACUAUGUAGGGUUUCCAUAUUAUACAUUCUUAGGAGAUGAUUUCAGUGUCACUUGGAUGGAAAACUCGGACAGUGUAUGGUUUAAUAUGUUUACAUAAUCUACUAUUAAUUAUUAAUAAUACAUCAAAUAUAGCAUGUUGUGGAAUUUUAUCGAAUUUGUACUCACUAUAUAGAUGUAUGGAGAUUUUUCUGCUGCAGACAUAACAGUUUUUGAGGAUUACAGUGUGGUCAGAGAAGCUAUUGAUGAUUCCAAUGUAAUGAUUUAUGGUGAUUAUCACAUUGGCAAUGAACCACUCUCUUCAUUUAUCGGUUAUCAAGAAAAUGACAGUCAAUCAACUAAAGCAAUUUCUAAAAAAGUAAAUCAUAUAAAAUAAUAAAUACUUACUACAACUUGUCAACAUUGUUAAAGUUCCUUUUAAAAAAUAAUUUGUUCCCGUUCCUAGUUCCUACUGCAAAAAAAGAACUUAUUCUCAUUCCUCAUUCCUUAAAAAGGAAGUUGUUCUUCUAAGCGUUCCUUUUUUUUUUUUAUAAAUACCUAAUGCAUACUAAAAUUAUCUUUUUAUAUUCUUAAUUUAAAAAUAAUAAUAUCACUAAAGAUUUUGCUUUGGAACUAUUCAAAUAUAUACAAUUAAUUUGAUAUUGAGGGAUUUCAUUUGUUACUUGUGUUGAUACUUUUUUGUAGAUACUUAGUUUUCCUAAAAAAAUAAGUGUAAUGUGAGUUAAUCAAGUUAAUUAAAAUUGGAAACUAUUCUUACUUCUUAGAAUUGACAUGUUUAAAAUCCUAAUAAAUUAAAUUAAAUGUAAAAAAAAAAAGAAUUACAAUAUUUUUGUUACUAUUCCUAAAAAUAAUGAAUAAAUUCAUGUUCCUAUUACUUCAAAAAAUAAUGGAAUUAAUUUCUUCAUUUGUUCCUCUAAAAAUGAAUCAAUUUGUUUAAUCGAAAGUAUUCCUUAAUAACACUGCAACUUGUACAGUCGUUUUUUUAUUGUAGUUUCAAUUGUAUUAUAAAUUCAGCAUACAUAUUAUUCUCACUGUUAUUAUUUUCUAUAGACUGUAAUGAGUGGGAUGUCCAGUAAGGACGUAGACGAAUACAGUGUACUAGAUCAAUUGACCAAUGACAAGUUAACUGCUAUAAAAAAAAGCGAAUUGGAAACUGAGUUGAGUAAAAAUAACAGAGUAAGUAACUACAUUAUUUUAAUAAAUUUAAUAAUAUGUAGAUUAAUUUGUUUCAGUUAUACAAUGUAUUAUUUUUUUUUUAAUUUCACAAUGUGGUGGGUACAAAUUGAUUUUUAAUUUUUAUAUUAACAAUAACAUAUUUUUUAGAUGCGAUCAAUCAUCAAUAAUAUAUUCAGAGACAUUUACUCCAAGGUUUUGACAGCAACACCUGAAAUCAAAGAAAUCGUUGGUGAAUAUGAUGCACCCCAUAACCAACAGCUUACAUUAAAAAUGUUCCCAUGCUACCGAAGUAUAAUCAACACUAUUUCUGACAGUUGCUUUUCUUUGACACAAGUAUGUACCUAUUGGCUUUGAUUAAUAAUCAAUUUUUGUUUCAUUUACCAACAUUUUUCAAUCUUCCAUUUGUUAACACAUUACAAUUUCACAGAACUCUAAUAAUUAAUAUACAGUCUUCUAAAAUGUUUUAGUAUUAAAAAUUGCAGGUGUUAAUAUUCUUACAACACAUCACAGUUUAUAUAAUAUAUUAUAUAUAUUGUUCUAAGUGAAUUAAAUAUUAAUUAUGUAUAUUAUUAUUGAUUAUAGAAUCCCUAUACAUUGGACCGUUUGAAUGUUUUUGCUAACUUGUGUGUUGCUGAUAACCAAAUCCAUGAACUGGUCAACAAUCUGGUCAAUGAAUCCUGUGCAAACAUUCCAAAAAAUAUAAUAAACGUAUUUUAA
Molecule: messenger RNA, 26710 nt
Organism: Cinara cedri
Lineage: Eukaryota; Metazoa; Arthropoda; Insecta; Hemiptera; Aphididae
Source: the annotation of a GenBank genome assembly